Messenger RNA from Cryptotermes secundus, 4231 nucleotides. Its product is annotated as zinc finger protein 678. The transcript is spliced from 4 exons. Gene Ontology annotation, cellular component: nucleus. Gene Ontology annotation, biological process: regulation of transcription by RNA polymerase II. The record is from RefSeq and is a predicted model, not a curated record. Lineage: Eukaryota; Metazoa; Arthropoda; Insecta; Blattodea; Kalotermitidae. Gene Ontology annotation, molecular function: RNA polymerase II cis-regulatory region sequence-specific DNA binding; DNA-binding transcription activator activity, RNA polymerase II-specific; zinc ion binding. Bases 226 to 2787 code for a protein of 853 amino acids.
AUAAUUUAGUAUUUUAUUAAUAUUUCGACCCAUAUUCACUUAUAUAUUAAAAUUUACGCAGCUACUACCAAAUCCUGCACCAUUAUCACAUAAGAAAUAAUAAAUCGGCGUUAAGAGUUGGUUUGGUUGGUGGUGAAGAAGCAUAAGAAGAAAAAAUUUCUAACCACAUAAUUUAAUGCAAGAGGCGACAGAGUUAAGAGUAGCGUCAAUUUUACAUUCUGUACAAUGGAAGAAAAAUCGAGUUCGACUGUCUGCAGAUCAACGAUGAAGAAUUGUAAAAAUGAAGACACUGGGAAUGAAAUGAUCAUAAGGGUGGAAACUAAAAGUAGAGAGUCCAUGGACAGCAGUUGUAAACGUGAAGAGUUUGAAUGUAAAGAACAGUUGUGCCGUUUAUGUGCAUGUACGAUUGGUACAGGCAUAUACAUAUUCAGUGGAACUGGAAGAGAACAACAGCUUGCAAACAAAAUCAAUACAUGCCUACCAAUAACAGUUACCGUAACUGAUUUAUUACCAAAACAACUGUGUGUGUCAUGCAGUAACAAACUAAACAUUUGUUUUGAUUUUGCUGAGACAUGCAUUAAGGCUGAGAUGGAAUUAAAAAGAAUAAUGAAAAUCCAUCCAUUAGAUUUCCCACUAAGUUCAUCAAUGACUGCUUCUUACAACUAUUUUAAUCAUGCCAUUAGAGAUGACUGUGAAGGCAACACUGCAGAUAGUCAACUAGGUGAAUUAAAUGAUGAUACAGAUGGUGACAAAAUAUAUGGUUGUCCAUUGUGUCAUGACGGGAACAUGAUUCUUCAGAAAGGACUUUGUAAUGCAGAACAAAUAGAUAUAGCAGAUGCCUCUCAGUUCAGUAAAAAUGGUGAAAUUGUGGAAAUGUGUGACGUGGCAGAAGAAUAUGGUGAUAAGCAACUUGAAAAAUCUGAAUCCAAGAAUGACAGUCCAGUUAUUGACUUCAGUUACACCCAAAAGGAUGAUAGCAGAGAUACAAAAUAUUCCAGUGGUGGAAAAGACAUGGAAGAUAUUCCUCCCACAACAUUUUUGUGUCGUUUCUGUGGCAAUUUUUGUCCGGACCUGAAGUCCAGCUUAGUGCACUCCAAGUAUCAUGUGAAUGAAAGUGGUUUACCAUGUGUGCUUUGUGACACAUAUUUUACAAAGGAGACAGAUUUAGAAAAUCACUUUAGAAAUCAUAGUUUUGAAGUGCAUAAUAGAUUCGCUAAGGUACAAAAUGAAUGUAGUGAACAGAAAACUGAAACACAUGUACUUAAUGAUACAAGACUUUCCAAGUGUUCAGAGUGUGGUAAGAUAUUUGGUACCGCAGAAAGGCUCUCGUUUCAUACCCAAUUUCAUUACGGAACAAGACCUUUGGUUUGUGAACGUUGCACAAAAGAAUUUACUAGUGAGAAUAUGUUGUUUCGUCAUAUGAAUUUAGUUCAUGGUGGUACUGAAACUUGUAAGAAAUGUGGUACAGUGUUCAUGUCUAAAGUUAAACUGGACACUCAUGCCUGUGAACUCAUGAAACAACCAUUCAGAUGCAAGAUAUGUAGAAAACAGUUUCAAGACACUGUUAUGCUGAAAAAGCACAUGGCAUCUCAUAACUUCAUUUUAGCAAAACCCUUUCAGUGUAGUCAAUGUGACACCAGUUUCACCCACAUUUCCAAGCUCAAUAUGCAUGUACGGAUUUUUCAUUGCAGUCCCCUUACUCCUCAGAUUUGUGUUAAAUGCAAUGUGUGUGGAGAAGUGUUCCCCAACAUGGAGUGUGCUUUAUUACAUACUGAAAAACACACCACGCCUGAUUUGCUGGAUGAUUUUAAAAGUGUUGAAGAAAUAGAAGCAACAAUGUUGUUUUGUUGUGAGUACUGUGAAUCAUUGUUUACACACAUGGAGCAUUUGUUACAACACAUUUCAGAACAUUCUGGUUUCAACCCGUACCACUGCUCAUACUGCAAUAUGCUCUUCCCAGACCAUAACCAAAUGAAAUUUCAUAAAAAGUAUCAUGUAGAGCAUGAAAAUCGGCAUGAUGAACUGAGCUUAUUUUCAAUCCCUCUGUUGUUUGUGUGUGAAAAGUGUGAGAAAAGUUUUAAUACAUGGAAGGGAUUGCAAAUACACUACAACAUUCUACAUAAUGGUUAUCCAAAAAGAAAUUCUCAAAAUGCAGAGCAGAAAAAGUGUAGGGAUGAGAAACCUGAAUUUCAUCUAUGUGAAGACUGUGGAGAGAGUUUCAAGAAACGAGCUGACUUAAGACGACACCAACUGAAAGAACACCGUCCACAAAACAGGUUUCCAUGUGAAGAGUGUGGAAAAGUGCUGUUACACUACUCUGGGCUCAUUAUUCAUCGGCGUCAGCAUACAGGAGAGAAGCCUUUCAUGUGUGAUGUCUGUGGAAAGAGUUUUCCACAAGGUCCUGCUAUGUAUACACAUCGACGAACACAUACACGAGACUACCCUUACAGAUGUGAAAUAUGUGGACAGACAUUCAACAAUAAAGGUGAUCUUAAUAAUCACCGUCGCUCAAAACAUACCAAGGAGCGCCCUUUCACGUGCAACGUUUGUAAUAAGUCCUUCCUAACUAGUGGUGUGUAUUACCAGCACAAACAACUUCAUGCUGGCAUUCGCAAAUACAAGUGUGCUCAUUGUGACAGAGCUUUCAGCCGAUGGAAUGCAUUGAGCAUUCACACAAAAUCUCAUACUGGGGAGAAGCCGCAUGCUUGUCAUGUGUGUGGCAGAGGAUUUGCACAGAAAGGUGACAUGAAGAAACACAUGAGAACCCAGCAUGGAGUAAUCAAAUGAGGAUAGUGGUUCUUUAUCAGAAACCCAAAUGCUUUUACAGUUGCUUUGUUUUAAUUUUGUACAUCUUUUGUAGCUCUCAGUUCUUAAGUAAAUGUUUUACCUUCAGAAAAUUUGUAUCCUCUUUCUGUACUUUAAUAUUAUCUGCAGACAGAAAAAUGUUAGUGUAACAAACAUGUUUAAAAUCAAGGGGACCCAGAGGAUGGUUAGACUUCAGCUUUCUAUUAGCUGCAGUUAGAUUUGGGUAGGACAUGCAAACCACAUGAGAACCUGCAGGUAAGAGAAUAAUAUUAAUGAAGAGUUUCAAGCAGAACUCCUGAAGCCUACCUCACUGCAUAAAUUUAUAGUUCUAGUUUUGUAACAUAUUUUAUUUUACUCUUGUGAAGGUCUUUUUCUUAAAUUUGUCAGAUAUAACCUCAGAAAUGUGUGAUGCUGCCAUGUUUAUAAUUGUUGGCUUGCAAGCAGCAUUUGAUACAUAAAGUGUAGGUAUGUUUCAUCUGUCCCAGUACCAAAUUUCACGUCUGUACAGAGACCCCAAAAAGAAUUCCCAUGGAUUUAAACUUUCCACACCCCCUUUGAGGUGCUAGACUUCCUACUUCACACACAGUUUCCAUUACUUCCCACCAUUCAUGUAGCUAUUUUGUUCUCACAAAUGUUGUUAGAGACAACUACUUUGGGUUUGUAAUGGACACCAGAAGGGGCUCUAGGAGAAUAAAACAGUAUGCAAAGAGUGGGGUGCCUUGAGUGUCAUUGCCUGCAAUGUUUAUGGUACGUCUUCCUUUGCUGCCAGCAUAACUCCAAUAAAUUGUCCAUUAUCCCAAUCAUGAGUCAUGCAGGACUUGGACCCUGGGAUAACUGUCCUGGCGAAGAUAAUCAGUGACUGUAAACGAUGGACCUGCAACAUCUGUCAGUAAGAAUAAUCUGGUUUUGGGCCCCAGAUGGGGCUUGACACCAAGACAGACUGGCGGACUGACUGUCAGUUUUAAUGUAACUUUGACUUUUUUGUCAGUCGAGAAUGUUGGUUGCAGCUGGGAGUCAGACGUCGGCUGCGCUGGUAGGCUCUGGCCUGCAGGGGUGUAAGCACAGAAGUGGAGGAGCCUCUGCUAUUGGGGAACAGUAACCAAGCAAUGCCUAUUGAAGAUUAUAAAAAUUGAGAGAAUGUGUGUUACAGAGAGAUGUACAGUGUAGUCCAAGAUUUAAGUGUCCAAUAAAUUCAGUAAUCAAUCCAAGCCCUGUGUACAGUCACUAUUAUGUGACAAUAUUGUAAAUAUAGUACCAAUGUCGUUAAAAUUUAAAGGUCUGUUUGGAAAUACCGGUGGUUAGUUGGAAACAUACAAAAGACAAGUACCGAAAUAUGCAUCUGCUCUCGGUAAAGCAGAUACUACAAACAGAGAUCAUGAUCAUUACGUGGGGAAUUGUAGAUCAAAAUUCAACAAUUUUCGUGAUC